Castor canadensis (American beaver) is the source of this 1993-nucleotide messenger RNA. RefSeq names its product gamma-aminobutyric acid type A receptor subunit rho1 (gene Gabrr1). Gene Ontology annotation, biological process: monoatomic ion transmembrane transport. Gene Ontology annotation, cellular component: membrane. NCBI's taxonomy places the organism in Eukaryota, Metazoa, Chordata, Mammalia, Rodentia, Castoridae. Gene Ontology annotation, molecular function: GABA-A receptor activity; extracellular ligand-gated monoatomic ion channel activity. The record is from RefSeq and is a predicted model, not a curated record.
UAGUAAUGGCUGGAAGCUUAAAAUAGAUCUGGGGAGGAGCUCAUGGAGAAGCAGAGAAGCAGUCAGCACCUCUGGCCUUUUGCAUUUUGGAAAUUACUUUGGUCUGUUUUUAUUUCUUUCCACUCAAUGACCAGAAAAUACAGCCCUUCACUGACAUAGCUAACAAAUUCCACGAUGAACUAAUUUAGAUCGGCCAAAAUAAUUGUUCCACAGGGACACAGGAAUUCAACCUCAGUUCAGAAAAUCCCUGACAUCUGACGCAGGAGGAUUUAUAGGUUUAGUGGAAAUUGCUUUUUCCUACUCACCAGAUUACAUACUGCUGGUUGAUUUUUUUUUUUUUUGCAGGAGUAAACAUCCUUCUAAUAACGAACAGACCAAUAAUGUCUUAAGAGAAAAAAAGAACAUCUGUCUCCUUUUUGCGCUUUCUUGAAAGGACUGUUUGGAUUUGGGAUUCCAUGUUGGCCGUCCAGAAUAUGAAAAUUGGCAUCUUCCUUUUGUGGUGGGGAUGGACACUGGCCGCUGAAAGCCGAGUGCACUGGCCAGGAAAAGUACACGAGAUGUCUAAGAAAGGCAGCCCAAUUCUGAAACGGAGCCCUGACAUCACCAAGUCGCCUCUGACAAAGUCGGAACAACUACUGAGGAUAGAUGACCAUGAUUUCAGCAUGAGGCCUGGCUUUGGAGGCCCUGCCAUUCCCGUUGGCGUGGAUGUGCAGGUGGAGAGCUUGGACAGCAUCUCAGAGGUCGACAUGGACUUCACGAUGACCCUGUACCUGAGGCACUACUGGAAAGACGAGCGACUGUCUUUUCCGAGCACCAACAACCUGAGCAUGACAUUUGAUGGGCGGCUGGUGAAGAAGAUCUGGGUCCCCGACAUGUUUUUUGUCCACUCCAAGCGCUCCUUCAUCCAUGACACCACCACAGACAACGUGAUGCUGCGGGUCCAGCCUGAUGGGAAAGUCCUCUACAGCCUCAGGGUGACAGUGACUGCCAUGUGCAACAUGGACUUCAGCCGCUUUCCCCUGGACACCCAAACGUGCUCACUGGAAAUUGAAAGCUAUGCUUACACGGAAGAUGACCUCAUGCUCUACUGGAAAAAAGGCAAUGACUCCUUGAAGACAGAUGAGCGGAUCUCACUCUCUCAGUUCCUCAUCCAAGAAUUCCAUACCACCACUAAACUAGCCUUCUACAGCAGCACAGGCUGGUACAAUCGUCUCUACAUUAAUUUCACUCUGCGUCGACACAUCUUCUUCUUCUUGCUCCAAACCUAUUUCCCUGCCACCCUGAUGGUCAUGUUGUCCUGGGUGUCCUUCUGGAUCGACCACAGAGCUGUGCCUGCCAGAGUGCCCUUAGGCAUCACGACAGUGCUGACCAUGUCCACCAUCAUCACGGGCGUGAACGCGUCCAUGCCCCGCGUGUCCUACAUCAAGGCCGUGGACAUCUACCUCUGGGUCAGCUUCGUGUUCGUGUUCCUCUCAGUGCUGGAGUACGCGGCCGUUAACUACCUGACCACGGUGCAGGAGCGGAAGGGGCGGAAGCUGCGGGAGAAGCUUCCCUGCACCUGCGGGUUACCCCAGGCCCGCGCCGUGAUGCUGGACGGCAGCUACAGCGAUGGCGAGGUGAACGACCUGGGCAACUACAUGGCGGAGAACGGAGAGAAGCCCGACCGCAUGAUGGUGCAGCUGACCUUGGCCUCGGAGAGGAGCUCCCCGCAGAGGAAAAGCCAGCGGAACAGCUACGUUAGCAUGCGGAUCAACACCCACGCCAUCGAUAAAUACUCCAGGAUCAUUUUCCCAGCCGCGUACAUAUUCUUCAACUUAAUAUACUGGUCUGUCUUCUCGUAGACACCUGUGAUUCUGUAAGUCUCGCAUCAUUAACAGCAUGCACUGCAGCAAUACCUGUCUGAUAAAAAGAAUUUAUGCCUAAAAAAAGCCCAAGUACCCACCUGUUUCCGCCAUCCCUUGUCCAGUUUUCCAAAGCUACACUGAUAACACAC